This is a messenger RNA of Labrus bergylta (ballan wrasse), 1085 nucleotides long. It is a transcript of the gene hpgd, whose product is annotated as 15-hydroxyprostaglandin dehydrogenase. Gene Ontology annotation, cellular component: cytoplasm. Lineage: Eukaryota; Metazoa; Chordata; Actinopteri; Labriformes; Labridae. The record is from RefSeq and is a predicted model, not a curated record. Gene Ontology annotation, molecular function: oxidoreductase activity, acting on the CH-OH group of donors, NAD or NADP as acceptor.
AAGAGUGAAAACACACACAGGGGUGAGAAAGCUUGAGUUUCAGAGAGCAGAUAGGUGCAUGAGUACACAGAGCAGAAGAAAACAGAGUGACACACUGAGUGAAGAGUGAGAGAGGGAACACACAGUGUGCGAGGGGGACAGAAGGAGGACGCGUGUUGGGUGUUUUGCAGCUGGUCUGGGAUCAUGUCUCUGAGUGGGAAGGUGGCUCUGGUGACAGGGGGGGCGCAGGGUAUCGGAAGAGCGGCGGUCCAGUCACUCCUACAGAGCUCAGCUAAGGUGGCCGUUGUCGACUUAAACGCGACCUGCGGAGAACAAUGCAAGGCACAGCUGGAUGCUGAGUUUGGAGAGGGAAACUGCACCUUUAUCCCCUGUGAUGUGUCCAAUGGAGACGCUUUGAGAGAUGCAUUCCAGGCAACAGUGGACAAGUUUGGACGCCUGGACAUCGUCAUCAACAACGCCGGCAUCAACAAUGAGAAGAACUGGGAGAAGACCAUCCAAGUCAACCUGACUUCUGUUAUCAAAGGGACCUACCUGGGCCUGGAACACAUGAGUAAAGAGUACGGCAAGGAAGGAGGCACAAUAAUUAAUGUUUCUUCUAUGGCAGCUUUCCUGCAUUCUCCUCAUCAGCCCGUCUACACUGCAACCAAACAUGGAGUCAUUGGCUUCACCAGAGCGAUGGCGGACGCGUCCUCUCACGGCGAGUACGGUGUCAGGAUCAACGUCCUGUGUCCCGCCUUCGUGGACACCCCUCUGCUGCACUCGGUGGAAGACGAGGACAACAUGGGAAAAUUUGUCAAGUUCAAGGAUGAUUUCAAACGCAGCAUGACCAAGUUUGGAGUGUUACAGCCAUCAUUGAUAGCAGAGGGCAUGAUGAGGCUGAUCAUGGACUCCUCUCUGAACGGAGCGGUGAUGAAGAUCACCUGCUCAAAGGGAAUCCACUUCCACACGUACGAACCCAUGUCUGCCUGAGACCCAACAUGCUGGACUCCACACUGCUGCUGAGGAGAAACACACAUUAUUCUUACUGCAGCGGAGCACAGACUGGAUCAGGAUCACAUCUGACUGCUGUAGGAGUUUUUUUUUUU